CGGCACUGGGCGGACUCCGGACCGAACGGAGCAGUCAUCGCAGCGCACAGGUACUCGAGCUGUCGCGGCCGCUAGCUAGUCCCGCCCGCAACCCCCGAGCGGCCGGUCCAACUGUCCGCUCCGACAAGCACACCACCACCAUGCGCCUGCUCUUGCUCGUGGUCGCCGCCGCGGCGGUGGCCGUCGCCGCCCUCGCCGACGGCGCCCUGGCCCUGGCCGAGGAGCCCGUCGUGGAGGCCGGCAGCUUCGCGCAGAGCCUGGACCACUUCAGCGCGAUGGAGAGGAGGACGUGGACACAGCACUACGUGAAGUCCGGGCCCUUCUCCGAGGCCGGCGGCGAGGCCGGCGGCGAGGCGGGCCCCGUGGUCAUCCUGCUGGGCGGGCACGAGCCCGUCACGCCCCACACGCUCGCGGACAGCCACGCCCUGGAGAUCGCGCAGCAGCUCAAGGGCGUCGCCUUCGCCCUGGAGCACCGCUUCUUCGGAGCCAGCAUCCCGACAGAGGACAUGAAGUUGUCUAGCCUGCGGUACCUGAGCCAGGACCAGGCGCUGGCCGACGUGGCCUCCUUCAUCGAGCACCUCCGCGCGACGGGCCAGGCGCCGCCCGCGUCCCGGGUCGUGCUGUACGGCGGCCUCCGCGCGGGGAACCUGGCCGCCUGGGCGCGCGUCAAGUACCCGCACCUGGUGCACGCCGCCGUGGCGUCCAGCGCGCCGCUGUGGGCGCGCGGCGCCUUCACCGAGUGGAUGGACGUGGACAUGGCGGUCCUGGAGAAGCGCGGCGGCGCCAAGUGCCGGCAGGACGUCCGCGCCGCCGUCGAGUACCUCGACAAGACGCUCGGCGACAAGGGAGGCGUCGCGGAAAUCAAGGAACUCUUCGGCCUGUGCGCAGACUUCGGGGAGCAGCGGUGGGACGCGGACAUGCUGUUCCAGCGGCUGACCGACUCCGUGUCGGGCGCGGUCGACAUCGAAGAGACGCCCUACAUGAACAUGGUGCAGGAGGCGUGCUACAUGCUCGACGUCUCGGACCAGCCCCGCGACAAGCUGCAGGCCAUGGGCAGCAUCGCCGGCUUCGGCAUGAGCGACCAGGGCUGCGAGGACGUGGGCUACAAGAAGGGCAUCGCCGCGGCGCUGGACGACCGCUGGGGAGGGGCCAUCACCGCCUACAAUGAGCAGCUCACCGAUCGCCUGCUGCUGUUCUUGUCGUGCUUCGAGUUCGGCCAGUUCCACGCCCUGUCUUCCGAAUGGAGGAACCACUACCCCCUCGAGCUGUCUCUGCAGAAAUGCAGCGACGUUUUUGGCAAAGACUUCUCGCCGGCGCAGCUGGACGAGGCGGUGCGCCGCACCAACAUGGAGUUCGGCGCUGCCCGCCCCGACAUCCGGCGCGUCGUGUUCGUGCACGGCCAGGACGACCCCUACGCCGCGCUGGGCGUCACCGAGGACAUCGACGGCGACCUGGCGCCCGUCGUCGAGAUCCCGGGUGCUCGGCAGUGCAAGGACCUGGAAAAGUCGUCGGAAGAUGACAAGCAGGGCCUCAAGGAGGCGCGCGCCAAGAUAGUAGACCACCUCAAGAAAUUCCUCAACAUGUCAUAAUAGUAAUUAGCCGCAAAAGUAAAUAAUAAUAGCAAUAGCUGUAAUAAUUAGUAUAGUGAGCAAAACGUUUCAAAUUAAUAAAAGUUUUUAUAACGA
Molecule: messenger RNA, 1685 nt
Organism: Frankliniella occidentalis (western flower thrips)
Lineage: Eukaryota; Metazoa; Arthropoda; Insecta; Thysanoptera; Thripidae
Product: putative serine protease K12H4.7
Exons: 7
Coding region: 141-1589 (482 amino acids)
Biological process (GO): proteolysis
Molecular function (GO): dipeptidyl-peptidase activity; serine-type exopeptidase activity
Source: RefSeq, a predicted model, not a curated record